CGCGCGCGCGCGCCUCCCUCGCUCCACAUGAAUUUGUUUAACACACUGGGGGUGGGGCUUCUGGCCGUCGAUGCUCCGCGGAAACUUUUCCACCUCGCUGAGUGCCGAAGUGCCGCACGCGCGCGCGCGGAGAAGAAGAAGAGCGGCGGAGCGGGUCGGAGCGCCGCGGUCGCGAUGAGAUCGAUCAACCUGGAGACGUACAGCCUGUCGCUGCUCGCGGCCAAGGAGGACAUCGUGAACCCGCGCUCCUCCACCGACUGGGCUCUGUUCGCGUACGAUGGGGCGACCAACAACCUCAAGCUGUCCGACUCGGGAGUUGGCGGCGUGGUGGAACUGGCAAGGAAAUUUCAGCCGAACCGCUCGCUCUACGGGCUCUGCCGGAUUGGAGGACAAGCAUCGGGACCCCCCCGCGUUGUGAUGAUCAACUGGGUGGGCGAGGCUGUCGAUGAGUGCCGGAGGAGCGAGUGCGCCAGUCACGUCCCCGCCAUCAAGGCUUUCUUUAAGGAAGCUCACGCGUUUGUAAGCGCCAGCAAGCCGGAGGACGUGACACAAGAGCGCAUCUCCCAGAUUGUGAGCAAGGUCAGCGCCCCGGCGGAGCGCCUCCGGAGAAGCCCUCGAACCGCGGACAAGGAGGAGACGGUGGGCACUAAUUACAGGAAGACGAACGCCGCGAUGGAGAUGCGACGGAUCAACAGAGAUUCUUUCUGGGCACGUGCAGAGCGAGAAGAGGAGGAGCGGAAGGAAGAGGAGCGGCGCAAGGCUGCCGAGGAACGACGCCGCUGGGAGAGAGAGAGGAUCCUGCAGGAGCGCAAGGAGGAGGAGGAGAGGGACAGGAAGAUGAACGAGAAGCUGCAGAUGAUAGAGGAGCAGAGGAGAAGGCAGGCGAAGCUGGAGGCAGAGAUGCGGAGGCAGGAGCGGCUCAAAUGGGAGCAGCAGCAGAGGGAAUAUGAGGAAGACAUGAGAGCUCGCUUCAAGCGCAGCGAAUCCAUUGAGAAGGCCGCGGAGGCGGCAGUGCUCGUUUCUCAACGCUCCAUCAACCCGAGAGAGUUUUUCAGACAGCUCUCAUCAUCCUCCUCUGGAAACCCUGCAAGCCCUAGCUCACCGGGAGGAGGCCGGCCCCCGUUCCGUCGAUACCAGCGCAGCCUGACGGACACGGCGUUCAUAUUUGGGAGGUCGGAUUCAUCCGCACCCUCCUCCCCUCGCAGUCCUACCGUGGUUUCUCCGUUCAGCAGGAUUCCCAGCUCUCCGCUGAACUCAAGCCGCCCAGAUCCACCUUUGCGGCCUAUCGGCUCGCCCCAGCAUCCCCGUGCCGCUCCAGUGUCUCCCCCGGGCUCCCCGCAGCGCGCAGCCCCCACCUCGUCCCUGCCCAGUCUUCCUCCUUCCAGGACUGCACCACCCUACUCCUCUCUGCCCCGUUCUUUCAGCUCAGUGAGGGCUGAUGGCUCACCGCAGGCUACCGGGCAACCUUCCUCCCUGAGUUUCUCCUCCUCUUCUACCCAACCCUCAGCUCCCCCAGUGUCUCCAAGGACUGCUGGAGCACCUUCAUCCCUCAGCUCUUCCUCUUCUUCCACCCAACUUUCGACUCCACCGGGCUCCCCAGUCCCAACAGCAGCCUUGACGCAGCCCCCAGCCCGCCCGCAGCCUGAGCGCUUCAGUCCCCCACCCUCUCUGGAGGCCACUCCAGCCCCAGAGGAUGCGGUCACAACUCAUCCUGUGAGCCCAGCGACCACCAUCCUGCAGUCAGACGAGGUGUACACAGCCACCAGAAUGCUGACAGACUUGGAACCAGAUGCAGAUCUGACUGUCAAGGCCGUGUUGGUGGACACGUGCAUUGCCCCCGUAGCCGAGGAAGUAGAGGACCAGGAGGACCAGGGGCACCAGGAGGACCAGGAGGUCCAGAAGGAAGAGAAAGUAGGAACCGAGAACUCAGAUGCUUCUGUAGAACUUGUGGUUCCUUUGGAGAACUCAGCCUCACCUGCUAUGGUAGAGAAUGAGCACAUCUCCCCAUCUACACCUCCGCCCACACAACCUGAAGCAACGAUGGUGGAUGUGCAGGUGGACUCGGCUCUAGCUGCGAAGGUCAGCCCGAGGCAGGACACAGCAUUCUUUGAGCCUGAGGUGACAUCCAUGAGCACAGAACCUGGGCAGCCUGUGGAGGAGUUGGUGCCUGAUCUGAAUUCCAUGGCUGAAGAGGUCAGUGAGACUGACAGCGAACCUGCAGCUGAAUGUGAAGAAAGGUCAACAGAGACUGGGACACAGAGUGAGGAUGAAGAAGAGGAGACGGGCCACCUUGUCACAGAAACACAUACUUGUGUCCUGUCUGAGGAACCAGCCUUAACUGAGCAAGCUGAGGAGGAGGAGGAAGAAGAGAAGCAGGAGGAGCAGGGGCAGGAGGAGGAGGAGGAGGAGAGAGAGGAAGAUGAGGAAGAGGAGAAAGAAGAGCACGAGGCUCUCCGUCAUCCACAGCAAGAGGCAGCCAUAGCAGAGGAGCUUGUAGAUGUGGUGGACAUUAACCACGCACCACGAAGCCGUCCAGCAGCCAUCCAAGUGCAUGAAGAGGAAGAGGAAGAGGAAGAGGCCCAGACAGAGAAUGGCUUUGCUGAAGGACACAACGGCACAGAGAGAUCCCCCAGCCCACCUGAAAUGGAGCCAACCUUCCGUGAGAUUUCCCAGGAGCGAGAAGCGGCAUCGCGUGCGGCGAAGCUCGAGAGGUUUGAGGAGGAUUUCGAAGAGGAGAAGAGUGAGACUGAGGAGGAGGAGUCCACUCCUGAUGGACAGCUGUGUGUGCGAGCCCUCUAUGACUACCAAGCAGAGGAUGAAUCGGAGCUUUCUCUGGAGCCCGGUGACAUCAUCAGCGGCGUGGAGGCCGUGGACAAGGCGUGGUGGAGGGGCUGCAGCAAAGACGGCCGUCAGGGACUCUUCCCUGCCAACUACGUGGAGACCAUCUAGGAAGAAGGCCUCCCCGUAACUCCACUUAGUGACAAAAAGACGCGUGAGACUGGUGGUUGGACGGACAAUUGUACACAGAGUUAGCCACAGACAAACACAUGUACACAUCACACAAAUUCCCUCAGGGAGUAGUGGCUUCUUCUCGCAGCGGGGGGCGCAUUCAGCACUCCUCGCUACGAGAGCGCAACGGUGAACUGAAAUGCGCGCCUUACGUGGCGACGCGUACGCUGGCGCGGGAUUGCCAUGCUUUCGAAGCCCUGCAUCUCGACGCUGAAGAUUCUCGUUGAGAGCACGGCGAGAAGAACGCCCCUACGGCUUACCUUGUGACGGCGACGCAGGCCAGCAGUUUCACUCCGUUUGUACUCCCUUUAGGCCCCGUGCCCAAAAGUCGCUUUCUUGCCACAGUAAAGGUUAUCCAAACAGCUUUGUUCCUCUCCAGCUGUGCAGCUGUAGCGUUUCAGCUCGCUGCGGCAAAACCCCCGACACUCCGGAUGUCUGGAUCUGGAUGACGGCGGCCGUUUCUCCCGCCGGUCGAAGGCGAGCCCCGGGAGGCUCUCGGGCUUCGCUCGCGGUCAUCCGCGUAGCAAGCGUCGGCCGUGGCCGAAUGAAACGAACGGCACGGAGGACAGCGGAAGCGACGGUGCUGCAACUCCUCGCUGUUGGCUGGAGAAGGCACGCGCUCCGCCGCGCCGCGGCUCUCCGGGACUCCGAGGCGCAGCAGGGAAGGGAUCUGCACCCCCCUGGGCUGAGGGACGCUCAUAUGGAGAAUGAUGUGUUCUGAACACCGGUGUGUAAAAGAGGUCUGUGGGCUUCUCGCCUUCAUUAUAGAUAUGAGGAGCAUAGCAUGGAUUCUUAUGAGCUUUAUACUUCGGUCUUUACAGCAGUACUCUUUUAGAAACUAAUGUACAUCCUUUUUAUUCUUAAACAUACCUAAUAAAGCAAUGAAUCUUCUUUCUUUCUUUCUUUUUCUUUCUUUCUUUCACUUUUCUCCACUCCUUGCUGUUUUUUCAUCACCCGUUUCCUAGGUCUCGGUUUUUUUUUACACUAUUAUUCUCUCAACAUUUACUGUCCUCGUGUGCUUACAGAAACAAUUUCCCCAGAUGCGGAUAAGGCCAGUGUGUGUAGAACAUUUGCAGGCCUUAGAAAUCCUUAAAAUCACUGCUCAACAUGACCUUGGAGCUCACAGCUGUGCCCAGCUCAGUAUACUCCAUAUUCUGUAAGCGAAUGCUGCGUGUGCUGCUUUUCUCAUCCGUUUCAUCCUCUCCGUUGCUCACCACCCAUGUAUUUUUGACAUUGAAAGUUGAAUGGUCUCCCACUGCGGGUUUUUAUUGUUUUUUUUUUUUUUCUUUCGCCGAAAUGCACGCGGUCAAUGUUAAAGAAUCAUAUGUAACAAGGAUGCAGUACGCAGCAGAUUUGUCACGAAACGAAUUGUGUUACUCGCAUGAACGCCGAUGCACCGAACGCAGCGUUGAUCUCCGAUCCGACACGAAACGGCACUGGGUUGCAGAGAUUUUUUGUUUUGCGGGAUGAGGAGAGAAUAGGUUGCUUUAAAUGCUUGCUGUUGUCCACAUGGGGGUCUCGCUAUAUUCUAUCAGCACGUGUGGGAAAUGUGGUAAUAUAUCUCUGUUUGCAGUUGUUUUCGGCCACGUGUGCGAUGUAUCGUUCCAGCAACGCCUGCACACUCGCGUAUCUAUAUCGCUGUAAUGUGAAACAGCUCAUUAUUUACUAUACUCUCCAUAUGGCUGUGUUCUCGUACGUUUUGCAAGGUAUGUUUUCUCGUUUUUAUUAUUGUAACCUUCUUAAUUGCAAAGGUACAUCUGCUGCUUACAUUUAGUAACCAAAAAUGACAUUGUCACUGUCUCUGUUCAAUGUCGCUUUCACGGUCUCCACCUCGACACAGGAAACUUCUGCUCAGUUGCUGUGUCUACAGAGGGAUCAAGUUUUGCCACUUCAAGCUAAUCGUUUAAUCGUUCCCAUAAAAUAUAUUUUGAAGCAUUGAAGUCAGAAUGUUGCUGAAAGACUUAUUUUUCUAAGUUUGUUUUGCGGGCGACAGGAUUCACUGUACAAGUAACUGAAUUUAGAUCCAUUUCAAACAGUUUAAUGGGUGAUUUCUGGUGUGACAAACUUGAGCGUUUAACCAAUUAAACACACUUACUGUUUGCACUUGUUGUCCAUGUUAUUUGGAACUUCGCAGGGAAUGUGACAAAGCCCCGAAGUGCCUCGAGGUGUUUAUAAUGAUGGUCAUUUGCGGAAAUCAAAUUGCGCUCAGUGUACAUGUCAUAUUUGCUUGUGGCUUAAGCGGGACUUGCCACUAAGACACGUCUCAGUUCCUCUGAAAUAUUCAAAUUCGAAGUGCAAAUACCCAACAAGGCUGCAAGGAGACAGUGAAAUUCCAGAUAUUUUUCGUAGACUUUGGUGUCAACGCACCCAACAGCGUGAGGAAUGUGGCGAACGUCCCCUCGAUGUUCUCCCGGUCUCCGUCCAAUGAACACGUUCCCGUGGGCUUCCUUACUGUAAAGAACUGCUUUCCUCACCUGCGGCACGUGUGGCGAACUGCUGUCAUUGUGGAACGUCGGGUAGAGAGAGAAGAUAGCUGGAAUGUGUCUCUCAAUGAGUCAGCCUCGCCAGAUUUGUCAUAAAUAAGAUCAGAAUCGCACAUGUUCUCCGUAAUGGGGAAAUUUGACGUUGCGCAAUACUCAAGGUCAUCAUGCUUCUACUUACCGGAUCUAUUAAAAGGUCAGAAAAAAGGAAAGCGUUGGAUUGUUCACAGUUGUUUCUGCAAAAGUAUGGAAACUGCAUGUAGCAUGUCGACGGGAACUACUGCUGAGCCACAAUAAAAAAAAAAAAAAAAAACAGAAAUAUGUGAUUUACCCAGGUGUUUGGCGCUGCUGCAAUACUGUGCAGCGAAUGCCGAGAAGAAAUGUAAGCAAUUUUCAGGUGAGUUCCAGGCACAUAAUUGCAUAGGUAGGCACUGGAAAUGGCAAUUGGACGUAUGGAUGGACACACUGUUCCCAAUAAUCGCACACUUUCAGGACCUCGUGUAGGGAAAACACCGCUCUUAUCGGGGAUGUAGAAGAAACAUGAGAAGGUAAUACUCCAACUUGGAAAUGAACCAUUGAUCUGUACAUUGAUCUCACAUUUAUCUCUACAUGUGAUACUCAUGGUACUUGCAGGGUUUAAGCAAGUGCAGUUCCUUUCUUGCAGAGAUCUGGAAUCCUCAGCCUUUACUGGGGUUUUCAAUGAAUCGGAGAUCACACAGUUCAGGUCACAGUAUUCUAAAUGGUCCAUGUGUGUCUAAAUUUCCCAAAACUGUCCUUAGUGAAUGUGUGUGUGUGUGUGUGUGUGUGUGUGUGUGUAACAUUGAGAAAUGCAGCAGUUGUU
Scleropages formosus (Asian bonytongue) is the source of this 6330-nucleotide messenger RNA. Its product is annotated as drebrin-like. NCBI's taxonomy places the organism in Eukaryota, Metazoa, Chordata, Actinopteri, Osteoglossiformes, Osteoglossidae. Gene Ontology annotation, biological process: postsynaptic actin cytoskeleton organization; positive regulation of dendritic spine morphogenesis; neuron projection morphogenesis. The record is from RefSeq and is a predicted model, not a curated record. Gene Ontology annotation, molecular function: actin filament binding. The transcript is spliced from 17 exons. Gene Ontology annotation, cellular component: site of polarized growth; postsynaptic density; postsynaptic membrane. Bases 28 to 2949 code for a protein of 973 amino acids.